CUUAGUGAGCAUGGCCGCGUCGGGCGGAGUGGGGUGUAAACACAGCGCGCGUCUUCACUGUAACUCACUUCACCCUCACACUCAGCUGUUCUCGGGUGGGUUCCCCGUGCAGGGUGGUCCUAAGAUGUUUAUCUCUGAUCCGCAGGUUGAGCCGAAAGGCGCGGCGGCUGUCGGGCGGCGGCGUUUGGACGGAGAGCGGCGCGGCCGAGACGCUGACGGCCUGGACGAUGGCAAGCGAUGCCGAGGAGAGCUCCACCUCAGAGCUGGCGGAUCUGGAGGUGGGAGUGAGGUCCACGUCCCAUGAGGAUAAACCUGUUUGCCAUUACGAGGCGAUGGACCUGAAAGAGGAGGAUGGACAUGGAUCUGAGGCGCCGAGUCUGGAGAAGGCUGAUGUAGAUGUGCAGGACCAGGGCUCCAGAUGCGAGGUUGCAGUUCUGCAGAUGGAGGUGGAGCGGCUGCAGCGGGAGCUGCUGGAGUGUCAGAGUGAACUGCAGAGAGUGCAGAAGCAGCUCAGCCAGAGCGAGAGGCUUCAGAAGAGCACGGAGAGCUUCAACCAGGACCUCAGACAGCAGGUUGAGAAGCUGAGUGUGGAGCUUCAUGAACGGAAGAAGAAAGAGAAGAGCCGGACAGAAGCAGAGACUCAGACUGAGGAGUACACCUGGACUGAGACAGAUUAUUACAAUUACUACUACGGGGGCUACUGUCAGGCUGCUGCAGAGGGAACAGCAGAAACAGAGCAAAGCGUCUCCACGGAAACGCAGGAAACCUCCGAAUUCGCAGAGACGUAUCCCAUGGCAACAGAGACGGCGGCAGCGAGUGCACAGCCGUCCGAGGAAGCGAGCAGUGCAGCACAGCCGGAGGCAACGGAGCAGGUGGGUGGCGAUGGCGGUUCCUCCAUAGCCGACAUGCUGAGAGCCACGGCAGAGGAAGCUCUGACUCAGACAGGCUUUGUGUUCGAUGAGAAUUCAGGCAUGUACUACGACCACGCCACGGGCUUCUACUACGACUCAAGCAGCCAGCUGUAUUACGACGCCAAUACAGGCAUGUACUACUACUACGACCAGGAGAGCGGAAAGUACCAGUUCCACUCCAGAAUCGAGCUGCCGGCAGCUCAGCCUGCCGAUCAACCUGUUCAGACCAGCAACAGCCAGGAGAAGAUCAGCAAGAAGAGAAACAAGAAGACCUCAGAGAAACCAGCCCACCUGGAUAACAGGGACCACGGCAGUGUUGGGGAGGGGCCUGAGCCCGUUAAGUGUCGAGACGAGGAAAAGAGGGAUGGAGCACGGAAAAAAGAGCGACGCUCUCGCUCGCGGAGCAGGAAGCGCUCGUCUCAUUCGGAUGGGUCUGGUCGCCAUGGAAACAGAAGGCGGCGACGUAACGGGUCGCAUUCCGACGACGGACGCAGCAGGAAGAAGAAGAAGAAAAGGAAAAAGGACCGGAGGAGGAGGAGGAGACCUCGCAGGGACAGGACGUCAUGCUCCGAUGACACAAGCGAUGAGAGCGAGCCGGAGGAAGGAGAGAUCACGGGGUCGGAAGGAGAGAAAGAGCCUUCGUCACCGUCAUCAUCCUCUCCGUCGGCUUCCCAGCUGGCCUCUCCGGCUCCAGACUGCGCGGAGAACGAGACACAGGAAGAAGUGUGGCCUCCAUGCGUGAGGGUGACGGUGGUUCGCUCUCCCGUCCUUCAGCCUGGAACCCUCUUCAUCCUCACAGCUGAUGCUGUCGCAACUAUCGGCCGAGAGAAGGACCUGAACCACGCCAUCCGGAUCCCGGAGAUGGGAGUGAGUAAGUCACAUGUGGAGGUGUAUUAUGAUCAAGGUCAGCAGUGUUACAUGCUGGUGGACCAGGGCAGUCAGAACGGCACGGUCGUCAACGGCAACAGGAUACUACAGCCUAAGGUGCGGUGUGAUCCUCACCCUUUGGCCCACGGUGAUGAGGUGAAGCUGGGGGAGACCGUUUUAUCCUUCCACAUUCACACAGGCACCGACACCUGCGACGGCUGUGAACCAGGACAGGUCAGGGCUCACCUUAGCCGACGCCGCCAGGAGGAGAGCACAGUGUGUUUGCUCAGUAAGGAGGAUAAAGAGCUGCAGAGACAGAAGGAGCUCAAACAGAUGAAGAUCAAAUACGGCCUUGAAAGCAGUGAAUAUGAGGACAGCUGUGUGUUGAAGAACAGUAAGUACAAGGACCGAGCAGAGACCAGGCGACAGGCGGUGGGCAGUGAGGGAACCUUCUACCGAGAUGACGCCCCGGCGUCCGUGCAUGUGGAAAUCAAUGAGGAGAAUAAAGGACGGCAGAUGUUGGAGAGAAUGGGCUGGAAGAGCGGAGAGGGACUGGGCAAAGACGGAGCCGGCAUCACAGAACCAAUUGGGGUGCAGGUGCGGCCGGUUCAGUCCGGUCUGGGCUCCAUCGGCGGUCUUUCGGUGGAGGAGGUGUCCGUAGGCCGGAGCAGGAACCAGCAGAACUGGGAGCGGGCGAGAGAGCGUUUCUCACAGGAAGUCGCUCAAUCCAACAAGACGCCGCAAGCCUGGGUCAAAGGGCAGCCUGCCGAGUGACUGUGGUGUGGGCUUUGAGGUCGCAGGUCAGGCCGGCGAGAGGGAAGGGAUUCCUGGACUCACAGAAGGACCCGCCCUCAGAGCGCGGCCGUGCCGAGGAGCUUGUUCAGGAGAGGCUGAGAUCUGUGUGAUGGAGCUGAGGGUUGCGCUCCCUGCAGGGUGCCGCUCAUUUUCAAUAUUCCCCUAAUAAACUGCAGCCAGCGGACAGGAGCGUGUAGACCACGUCUCGGAGACGUGCCCACCCAGACGCGGCCGCAGGCGCUCCGCCCGGCCGGUGGACUCAGCCGGAGCUGCUCGUUCAGUGAAGCCGAUUACAGUAAAUGGGGAGUCUGCUGAAGGAGCAGCAGCCGAGUCUGCUUUCUUAUCGGCUCCCAGCACAUCAGUAACUUCACGGAUACGCGUUUGUUGCUUGUUCACACUAUUAAAGGGCUCAUAUUUGGGAAAAUCACCCCUUCAGAGUGGAUGGAGUGUUUAAAUAUUCAUUAAAGUUGGAAAGUCUUUCAUUUUA
This is a messenger RNA of Pygocentrus nattereri (red-bellied piranha), 3060 nucleotides long. RefSeq names its product angiogenic factor with G patch and FHA domains 1 (gene aggf1). The record is from RefSeq and is a predicted model, not a curated record. The transcript is spliced from 15 exons. Gene Ontology annotation, molecular function: nucleic acid binding; protein binding. NCBI's taxonomy places the organism in Eukaryota, Metazoa, Chordata, Actinopteri, Characiformes, Serrasalmidae. The coding region runs from base 228 to 2552 and encodes 774 amino acids. Gene Ontology annotation, biological process: vasculogenesis.